AUGUAUGACACCAUCUACGACAACGACGCACCCAUUGAAUGCUUCACCGAAGAAGGCCUUUCGCGGCUCUUCGAGGGAUGCACGCGCCUCGAGGACCUCUGUCUCGAGUCCCCGCCGGAUCUGCCCGCCAUUCCCGCCGCCAUCAGCAUCCUCGCGCCGCGCCUCGCUCACCUGCACCUCGCGGCGGAUGCGCACCGCCUCCCCGACGCCUUCACGAGCUUGCGCGCGCUGCGCACGUGCGUGCUGCACAUGCCCUCCCUGCAAGAGCUGCCUCUGGAUUUCGGCAGCCUCACUUGCCUCACGUCGGUGGAGCUGAAAGUGUGUCAAUCGCUCACUUCACUCCCCGAAUCUUUUGGGGAGCUUGCGAAAUUAACCCGAUUCACCAUCCGCGGCUGCAGGAGCUUCCGCCUGCCGGAUUGCUUUCCUGAACUUCAAUCCCUGAAAGAGUUCCAGAUUACGCUUUGCGAUGCGCUCUCCGAACUGCCCGGAAAUUUCGGGCAGCUGCCAGCACUGGAAAGCCUGGUUAUGGAGGUGGUCGACGGGAUCACGGGCCUUCCUGAAUCCUUCGGGCAGCUGAAGCGGCUGCAGUCGCUUUCCAUCAACGCUUGCUACGACCUCUUGUCUCUUCCUUCCUCCAUGCCCGACCUAUCAUCACUCACAUCACUCGACCUCAACGCCCCAAAGCUGCCUGUGCUGCCAGAUGGCUUCGGGCGGUCUUCAAACCUCCAAUCGCUGAAUCUAUUCUCUGGCAGCUUCACACGCUUGCCUGACUCCUUACCUCUCGGCGCUGCACUGCAGCAGCUCAUUCUUCACAGUCUGCACUCACUAGCAUCACUGCCUGACGACUUGGGGAACUUCAGCAGCCUGCGGUGGCUUGAGAUUGUGGAGUGCACCCAGCUGCAGCAGCUGCCCGCCUCUCUGUGCCUGCUCUCGUCCCUCACACGGCUGACAGUGAGUGAAUGCCCUGCAAUGGUGGCGUUACCAUGUGCAAUGGGCGACGGACUGCACAGCCUGCAAGAGCUUACUAUCAACUGCAAGAACCUCACCCACCUGCCUCCGUCCUUUUUCCGGCUGACCUCGCUUGAACAGCUGGGCAUGUUUCACUUGCCGUGCGUGAGAGGGCCCCUGCCAGACGGCUUCAGCCGCUUCACACGGCUGAGGGAGCUCUCUCUCGUUGCCAUGCCGCACCUCACCGCCCUCCCUGCAUCUCUCGCUGCCCUCGCCCCCACGCUCACCAGCCUGCGCGUGGACGGCUGCAGCGAGCUGAGGGACGUGGUGGAGGAGCUCACCCAGCUGGCCACGCUUCAGACGCUCACAUUCGCGUGUUUAGAUGGCUUGAAAUCGCUCCCGCGGUUUCUCGGCCAGCUAGCCUAUACGCAGCAGUGGUAG
Molecule: messenger RNA, 1389 nt
Organism: Closterium sp. Naga37s-1
Lineage: Eukaryota; Viridiplantae; Streptophyta; Zygnematophyceae; Desmidiales; Closteriaceae
Source: the annotation of a GenBank genome assembly